AUGCCACCGAAACAACCCAGAGCUGAUUCCGACACCAUCUAUCGCUCAGAAACGCCAUUACGGCAGAAGAAGUUCCCCAGUCGACGACGUACUGUACGUACGUCCGGCGUCAGUACUCCAGCUCCGCUGCGCCAGCAGUCCACUCUGACCCAACAACCACACUGGACCGUAUCGCGGACUCCGCCAGGUGCUGAACUCGAAGAUGAAGUCGAGGAUGAAGACGGGGACUAUGAAGAGGAUGAGCUGGAGAGGUCGAGACCUAGAAGGAAGAAGAGAAAGAGUGAGGGAGACGGCAGGAAACAGACAACCUUGACACAAUACGUCCCAUCCUCUUUCAUCGGCGAACGCUACGACGGGCUGGCUGAUCGCCUGCUACAAUUCGUGGGACCCGACACUUUCGAUGGUGUUCGAGAUUCUCAGUCGAAACCAGCACACGACAGUCAUGAUGACCAUCUGCCAGCAGAAGUACACGCAAUCGAAAACGCAACUGCAAUCCCAGUUGCAGACGAAGACGUAGAGAUGCAACAAGACGAGGAAAAGCAAAGUCAGAGGACACAGCCUAGCUCGGAACAAGGCGAGGAAAGAGUUGACUCGGCCUUUGCGAAGCAACAGGCGCGAUUGCGUCCAAGUCCGGAGUUGCCUAUAUCUGCUAUGAAUCUAAGGACGCCGAGGAGAAAAUUCAUGUCCGAGAUUCCAUCAUCCAAUACUCCACAGAGCGCCAUCAUAUCUAUUUGCUCGGCCAAGACGAUGCGCUCACCUGAGCGUUCACCUUUACGGAACAAAAGUAACAACGCAUUCUCGCAACAUCACGCUGUCGAGGAUUCCCGAAUGAGUCCUGUUCCUGAGAGUCCUACGAAGCCCAUCUCUCCCUUCCGUCUAUCACCGCUCAAGAAUCGACCCACUUUCCGUGUACCAGACAAGCCUCCUACACUCCAGCAUCGCAGUACUAUUCCAGACUCUGAAGACACGGCCACUCAAGUGACUCCAUUCAAGCAAAAUAAGUUCCGCAGCCAGAUACCUGAUACCCAGAUGGAGAUGUUUGGCGAAGAAAUUGCUCCUGUCACUGAGACACAAUUUCCAGUUGACAACUAUACUCAAUAUGUUGGAGGAACAUAUUACGCCGAGAACGAUGAUUACGACUACAACUUCGAUCCGGUCUGCAGUGCUUUGGACCGCGAUGCCGCCCGUUUUCUGCAAACGCAGUUGCAACGAGAUCGCCUCGACUACGAAGCUUUUCACAAGAGCCGAAGCUUCUCUCAAGCUGAGCAAGAUCGAGCCGAAAAAGAACACGAACCAAAACAGGUCGAAAAGAAUCUAGAAACCAAUUUGGUCACAAAGCAGCAGUCCCAAGAACUCGGCGAUGAACUGCCUGUGCCAACUUCACGCCCUGAGCCGAUUGAGCAAGACUUUGAGGAUCCUCCUACUCAAUCACCACGGUCAUCCCCUCAACAGCCUCCACGAGUGCUCUAUGAGUCGGACGAAAUAGAGGAGAUAGACUUGUCGGGUGACAUUGUCCUACCAAGAACGAUGAUGAGNGAGGUGAUACAGAUUGCCUCCUCUCCGAACAGCAAGAGUGUCAGUAGCGGAAAGUAUCCGUCUUCGCCACCUCUAGUUGUCGAGAACGAUGCACGUCUUCGCGCAGAAGCCGAAGCUGAAGAGCAGCUGAAAAAUACCGAACGCCAUUCAUCUCCACCUCUACCAAUUAUCUUAUCAAUACCACCUUCGCAGGUCAGUACGGUUGGCGGUACGCAGCUGUUUCAUUCGCUCAGGAAGCACACUCAGAAGACUGCGUACGUGAGUAGUAGUCCACCGCCUAUGCCGCCUUCCACAUCUUCGCCACCACCUGAAGCAAAACAACAUCUCAGAAGGUUCCUUGAGAUGUACCCUUCAGACGAUGAGGACGAGAUAGACGAGGAUGAGCCACAACCACCCCUUUACGACGAAGAUGAGGAUGAUAUGGAUCUUGACUUUGUACCUCAACGAUACCAAGACAGAAGUCCCGAAGUGGAAAGUGACAAUGAGGACGAGUCGGAGGAUGAGGGUGAUCACUCAAAACUCAGAGACAUAUUGCCUGAUACUCUACUCGACUUCUCUUUGCCACCGCCGCCGACACAGAGUUCAGUGAGAAGUUCAAGAUCUGGACGACCUGAUUUGAACUGA
This is a messenger RNA of Aureobasidium vineae, 2160 nucleotides long. The record is from the annotation of a GenBank genome assembly. NCBI's taxonomy places the organism in Eukaryota, Fungi, Ascomycota, Dothideomycetes, Dothideales, Saccotheciaceae.